Molecule: messenger RNA, 1998 nt
Organism: Microthlaspi erraticum
Lineage: Eukaryota; Viridiplantae; Streptophyta; Magnoliopsida; Brassicales; Brassicaceae
Source: the annotation of a GenBank genome assembly
AUGGGUUCUUUGGCUCCUGUAGUGGAGAUGCAACAAAGCUUUCGAAGUAAAGCCAUGGAGGAGCAACAGAGUCUCAGAUGCGUUGGUGCAGAGAAUCAAGCAAGAAAGGUUAGAGCUUUUGAGAAGCAAGUUAGUUUCCAAUCAGGGAACGGAGAGAAACAUGGAAUCCAAGGAAAAGCAAUGGCGAAACAAGAGAGUACUGAUGGAGUUACAGAGAAGCUCCCAAUGGCAGUGGAGAGACAGAGAAGCUUGUGUGGAUUUGUAGAGAAGCAGAAAAGCUUUCGAGUAGUAAUGGAGAGACAGUUGAGUUUCAUGAAUGGUGGUGGUAGUGAGAGGAAGAAUAAGAACGAGUCACCUGGUAAAAGAAGAGACUCUCCUCUUCAUGUCGGAGCUCGAACUGGGAAUUUGGGAAAAGUUAAAGAGAUGAUUCGUGGUUGUUGUAACAGUACUGAGGAGUUGAAGCAGUUAAUGUCAAAGCAGAAUCUUGAAGGAGAGACUCCUCUUUACACUGCAGCAGAAAAUGGGCAUUCCUUAGUUGUUGAAGAGAUGUUGAAGCAUAUGGACCUUGAAACCGCAUCCAUUGCAGCUAGGAACGGUUUUGAUCCUUUCCAUGUCGCAGCAAAACAAGGCCAUCUCGAGGUGUUAAAGAAACUCUUGGAGGCAUUUCCGAAUCUGGCCAUGACAACAGAUUUGUUGUGUACAACUGCAUUGCACACGGCUGCUACACAAGGACACAUUGAUGUGGUGAAUCUUCUUCUUGAAACGAACUCACAUUUAGCAAAGAUAGCUAAGAACAAUGGUAAGACCGCGCUUCAUUCUGCAGCGCGGAUGGGGCAUGUCGAAGUUGUCAAGUCUUUGAUUGGUAACGAUGCAAGCAUCGGUUUUAGAACCGAUAAGAAGGGACAAACAGCGCUUCACAUGGCUGUCAAAGGUCAAAACGAAGGGAUCGUUCUUGAGUUGGUGAAACCUGAUCCUGCUGUUUUGAGUGUUGAGAAUAAUAAAGGGAACACGCCAUUGCACGUUGCCACAAUCAAAGGCCGUACUAAGGUAGCAGUCGCAUCAUCGUUGUUGAUUUUCACUCUCGAGUUCCUCAAUCUACAUGAAUGCUUCUUUGCCUUCUGCUUGCAGAUAGUGCGAUGUUUGGUAUCAUUUGCUGGAAUCAACCUCAAUGCAAUGAACAAGGUUGGAGACACUGCACUUGAUAUAGCUGAGAAGAUUGGAAACGCAGAGCUUGUGUCGGUUUUGAAGGAAGCAGGAGCUGCCACAGGUAAAGAUCUUGGGAAGCCUCAGAAUCCAGCUAAACAACUUAAGCAAACGGUGAGCGACAUUAGACAUGAGGUACAAUCUCAGCUCCAACAGUCUCGCCAAACGGGUGCUAGGAUUCAGAGAAUCGCUAAGAGACUGAAGAAACUUCACAUAAACGGUCUGAACAACGCUAUAAACUCUGCAACCGUUGUUGCAGUCCUAAUCGCAACAGUAGCGUUUGCAGCAAUCUUCACCAUACCUGGCCAAUAUGAAGAGGACAGAGCAAAAGGAACGUUGUUGCUAGGACAAGCUCGGAUAGCCAACAGAGCUCCGUUCUUGGUCUUCUUCAUAUUUGAUAGCUUGGCGCUGUUCAUAUCACUGGCUGUUGUUGUGGUGCAGACUUCAGUUGUGGUGAUCGAGCAGAAGGCAAAGAAGAAGCUUGUGUUUGUGAUCAACAAGCUUAUGUGGCUGGCUUGUUUGUUUAUAUCCAUUGCCUUUGUCUCUCUUUCGUUUGUCGUUGUGGGCAAGGAGGAUAUUUGGCUGGCGAUAUGUGAAACGGUUAUUGGCGGGACGAUAAUGCUAACCACGAUAGGUGCAAUGUGUUACUGUGUGGUCAUGCAUAGGAUUGAGGAAUCUAAACUGAAAAGCAUGAGGAAAGAGAGAAGCAAGUCGAGAUCUUUCUCACUCUCUCGUAUGCCUUCAGAGUCAGAGAUUCUCAAAAGCGAAUUCAACAAGAGAAUGUAUGCACUCUGA